AAGAACUUCAGUCCUUGAACCCCUCUCUCAUCCCGAUAUAGAUACACAAUAUUCACUUCUGCUCUGAAACCACUUGUCACGGCCUCAGAACAAGAGAUGACUGAACAAAGAGCCGUGGUGAAAAAGAUGGCAAAGCAUAUCGGCUUUUGCUGGUGUUUUUUCUUUCUCCUUUGCUUCAUCGGAUCUAUCUCUCCCCCAGCUGAAGCUGCGGUGAAGCAAUACCACUUUGAUCUUCAAGUGAAGAAGGUGAGCAGAUUGUGCCAUUCCAAGCCCAUUGUGACUGUCAAUGGGAUGUUCCCAGGGCCUACACUCUAUGUCAGGGAAGGCGACCGAGUCCUCGUUAAUGUUACCAACAAUGCACAAUAUAACAUGUCAAUCCAUUGGCAUGGGUUGAAGCACUUUCGCAACGGUUGGGCUGAUGGACCGGCUUACAUAACACAGUGUCCAAUCAAGACCGGGCAAGCUUACACGUAUGAUUUCAAUGUAACAGGACAAAGAGGAACGCUCUGGUGGCAUGCACAUAUUUUUUGGCUAAGGGCCACUGUGUAUGGUGCUAUCGUCAUCAUGCCCAAGCCGGGGACACCGUACCCUUUCCCUCAGCCUAACUUGGAAUUUAAUUUACUCCUAGGAGAGUGGUGGAACACUGAUGUAGAAGAGGUGGUUAAAGAAGGAACCAAACGGGGAUUACCUCCAAACAUGUCAGAUGCACAUACAUUUAAUGGCAAGCCUGGACCACUCUUCCCUUGUUCUGAGAAACAUACUUUUGUAAUUGAGGUUGAACAAGGAAAAACAUAUCUCAUACGAAUCAUCAAUGCUGCACUCAACGAUGAGCUCUUCUUCGCCAUCGCUGGGCACACCAUGACAGUAGUCGAGAUCGAUGCAGUCUACACCAAACCCUUCACAACUCAAGCAAUCCUAAUAGCACCAGGCCAAACAACAAAUGUUUUCAUCCAAGCAAACCAAGUCCCCAACAGGUACUUCAUGGCGGCUAGGCCUUUCAUUGAUGUCCCACUUUCCAUCGACAACAAAACCGCCACAGCCAUCUUGCAAUACAAAGGCAUACCAAAUUCCAUUCUCCCAACUCUCCCAGUCCUGCCUGCCUCAAAUGACAGUGCUUUCGCGCUAAAAUACAUUUCCAAGCUCCGGAGCCUAAACUCUCUCCAAUUUCCUGCAAAUGUGCCUCUCAAUGUCGAUCGACAUCUUUUUUACACCAUUGGUUUGGGGAAAAACCCUUGUCCAACUUGCCAGAACGGAUCCCAACUCGCUGCUUCUUUAAACAACAUUUCUUUCGUAAUGCCGCCUGUAGGCCUCCUGGAAGCUCAUUAUUUCAACAAGAGCGGUGUGUUCACAACAGACUUCCCAGACCGCCCUCCGGUGACUUUUAACUACACUGGUGCUCCACUUACAGCGAAUUUGAAGACUUCGUUGGGGACAAGGCUGAGUAGGAUUUCUUUUAAUUCAACGGUUGAGUUGGUUUUGCAGGAUACUAACCUUCUUACUGUGGAAUCACAUCCAUUUCAUCUUCAUGGGUAUAAUUUCUUUGUUGUUGGGACUGGGAUUGGGAACUUUGAUCCUAAGAAAGACCCUGCUAAAUUCAAUUUGGUGGAUCCUCCUGAGAGAAAUACAGUUGGUGUUCCCACUGGUGGUUGGACUGCUAUAAGGUUCAGGGCUGAUAAUCCUGGUGUUUGGUUAAUGCACUGUCACUUGGAGCUCCAUACAACCUGGGGUUUGAAGACAGCUUUUGUAGUAGACAAUGGAAAAGGCCCAGGUCAAUCUGUUCUGCCUCCACCUAAAGAUCUUCCUCCUUGUUAGUUGUCCUUUGGGAUUUUUUUUUAUUCUUUUUUUAUUAAAAUUGAGAUUGUUUGGAAAUGGGCAACUCUUAUUGGAGCUAAUUGCUUCUUGUAACAAUAUCUUGCAAAGUGCAAGAAAUAUGGAUGAAUUUAUAUAUAUACAAGCAAAAGAGUGAACAGUUUGUAUUAAGCUGUUGUGGGAUGUAAUUAAAUUGCAAUAAAAUUCAAUGUUCAUAUGGUUCUCCAUUA
Molecule: messenger RNA, 2039 nt
Organism: Camellia sinensis
Lineage: Eukaryota; Viridiplantae; Streptophyta; Magnoliopsida; Ericales; Theaceae
Product: laccase-11
Biological process (GO): lignin catabolic process
Cellular component (GO): apoplast
Molecular function (GO): hydroquinone:oxygen oxidoreductase activity; copper ion binding
Source: RefSeq, a predicted model, not a curated record